Chiloscyllium plagiosum (whitespotted bambooshark) is the source of this 1998-nucleotide messenger RNA. It is a transcript of the gene ociad1, whose product is annotated as OCIA domain containing 1. NCBI's taxonomy places the organism in Eukaryota, Metazoa, Chordata, Chondrichthyes, Orectolobiformes, Hemiscylliidae. Gene Ontology annotation, cellular component: endosome. The record is from RefSeq and is a predicted model, not a curated record.
CUGCGUUGUUUGAUAUGUAUUUCCUGAUUCUGGCUGUGGUACGAACGUGUGCAAUUCAAAGUGGUUCCAUAUCUGAUCAGAUAAAUCAGUCAGUGAGAGUAUCAUCACCUCGGAGCCAGUGUGAACGAGGAGGACUGUGGUCGGCUUAGAUCUUUCUUCCGACUUGACGGUGCGGACAUGUGACCUCAGGUUCGGUCCCCGCUUUUCGUUUCCGGGAUCAUGGUCAAUUUCAUAGAAAUGCUUCCGGGCCCUGCGCGCGGGGCAAUCGUUCGGUAGAAGGUGGCAUCGUGCUGUGACCGUUAACGGCGCGAGCUCCCGCGGGGAUGGAGGAGGGGGAGCAGCCCGGCCCUGGACACGGACAAGACCCCGGUCCCACAACCCGGCUCGGCUCAAUUCAGAGUCCAUUAGGUACUUCAUACAUCCCUACAGAAGAUGAAAGAAGGGUCUUCAGGGAAUGCAAUCAGGAAAGCUUCUAUUAUAGAUCAUUGCCUUUUUCUGGGAUGAGUAUGCUAGUAACUCAAGUCCUAAUCUCCAGAGGAAUCCUUUCGACUUCAACUCGAUUUGGAUCAAUACCUAAGGUUGCGUUUGCUGGUUUUUGUGGUUACCUGAUUGGAAAGAUUUCCUACAUGAGGACAUGCCAAGAGAAGUUCAUGAGAUUAAAGAAUUCGCCACUCGGAGAUGCUCUACGGCAAGGACAUAGAAGAUUCCCACAUCCACAUUCAUAUCAAAAGUCUGAAUUUUCUGACGGUACUGUAGAACAUCUACAACCCGAAGUGAACAGCCCUAUCACCUACUCCGAUGAUUAUACCUACAGUGUCUCUGAUUCAAAUUAUGAGCCUGUUCCAUUCAGUUCUACACUCAGCGAAUCAGCUCCUACAGGGAUUGUUGACACUACAGAAGCACCUAGUCCAGAGAUAGAAGAAUCAAAGCCUCAAAGGAAAUCAAUGACAUAUGACGAACUAAGAAACAAAAAUAGGGAACUAUACGAAGUGACAGUGGCACAAAAGGCAGAUUCGCUUCACAAACCAACUCCACAACGAUUACCUGACAACAAAGGAGUUGCAAAAACAAACAAGUAUGGAGAUACCUGGGAAGAAUAAGGAUACUCAUGGACAAGUAGAUGGAUCCAGAACGUUAGAGCUAUUCAUAUAUAAUAUCCUUCACAGAAAUAUUUAAUCUGAAAGCCUGAAGAAUUUUUUUUAAAAGUUGAUCCCAAUCUGAUUAUACCAUAAAGAUCUUAUGAUCUACUUUUUAAUGGAAUCCAGUUGACUUGUUUACAUUCUUUUCCAUCAAAGACUUGUUUGUUCCCUUUCUUAGCAUAAAAAUUAUGAUUGAUUGAAAAACACUGCAGAAGGUUUCUUGCUAGUACUUGUAUUCCUUUCUAAAUGUAACGAUUUAUGACAGGGAAGGUAUGCAAAGUAAAAUAUUACUUUAGUUUAAGGCUGUAUUAGACAGCCUCAACAUGGAUGAUUGUGUAUUCUUAAUUCUGAGCUGUGUUUUUGCUGUUAAUCAAAUUAAACCAAAGUGAUGGAUGGACUGUAUUUAAGUAAUACUAUGUAUAUUCAAUUUUCAACCAUGAAGCUAUUGAUGCAAGUAUAAAUUUGAAAAUGAACAUUAUUAGAUGUAAAGUGUUUUAUUAUUGUUACAUUUUUAUAAAAGCUAGCCCAUAAUUUGCUUACUCAACAAUUUUUUAAAAAUCUUUUUGAACAGUUUCCACGCUUGGGGAAUCCAGCUAUUGGGAACUUUCAAAUUUGCAUAAAUGUAAAUCAAAUUAUGUUGCUUGGGUGGCACCCAAGGACUUUAUAAUCCUAGCAGGAUGAGUCACUAGUUUGGUAACGGUGAGCUAUUUUUCUAGUUUUAUGUUUUACUUUUAGCCAAUCAAAAUUUUCAGUCGUAUUACCAAUUCAACAAAAACAAUUCAAAUGUUUUAUUUCAGUACUUUGUGUUUUCCACCAAUUCUUUCCCUGCAACAUUGAUAAUAAAGUGUAUAAACAUGAA